Aphanomyces invadans is the source of this 2499-nucleotide messenger RNA. RefSeq lists its product as hypothetical. The transcript has 13 exons. The record is from RefSeq and is a predicted model, not a curated record. NCBI's taxonomy places the organism in Eukaryota, Oomycota, Saprolegniomycetes, Saprolegniales, Verrucalvaceae. Gene Ontology annotation, cellular component: cytosol; nucleus. Gene Ontology annotation, molecular function: calcium ion binding; protein serine/threonine phosphatase activity. Bases 22 to 2184 code for a protein of 720 amino acids.
CUUGAGAACACUUUCGUCGAGAUGGGGAGCAAGUCGAGCAAGCUCUCGACGAAGCGCGGACCCGAGGCCUCUGGCAAGAAGAAUGAAGCGUCUCCACCAGCCAUCACACCAAAGAAGGGUGCAUCGACACCCAGGACUCUCAAGCAAGCGGAGCAAGAACCAACGCAAGCAGACGAGGAACCUCCGUCUCGACUGAGCGAGUCGACAGAGAGCGUCACAGAUGAUGAGCGGUUCUCGUCGACGCAGUGGAAGUUGUUCAAUGACUUGGAGAACCGUGAAGAAGCAGAGAUGUUUGAAUUGUCGUCGUUCCUUCGCGCUCUACAUGAUCACAUGCCAAGCACGGACGUGGACUAUGGCGACCUUGGUCCACCCCCUCCGACCGACUCGUUGCGGAUGCAGCACCAAGUUUCUUGGCAUGCCGCUGCGACUAUCGACAUCACCGACAUGUACGAAGGCAUUCUUUUGAACGACCCAUUGACCAAAGAAGACGCGCACAACCUUGUCGAAAGCUUCAAGCGAGGGCAGAAACUCCAUCGCAACUUUGCCAUGCACAUUCUCACGGCGGCCCUUCAGCUGUUCCAGCACAAACCCAACAUCACAGAAGUCUCGAUCACGCCGUCUCCCCACAUUACGAUCGUCGGGGACUUGCACGGCCAACUCGACGACCUGCUCCUCAUUUUCCGCGAGAAUGGGAUGCCAGGGCCGGAAAAUCCGUACAUUUUCAACGGCGACAUCGUCGACCGCGGCACACGCAGCAUCGAGUGCGCACUCAUCAUCUUUACGUUCGCUGUCGUGUUCCCGGACUUUGUCCACAUCAACCGCGGCAACCACGAGGAUAAGUCCAUCACUGAAGUAUUUGGGUUCAUGAAGGAAUGCCUCCUCAAGUACGACUCGGAGGUGUACGCGAUGUUUUGCGUCGUGUUUAAGUGGCUUCCGAUUGGCACGAUCCUCGACAAGCGCAUCUUGAUUCUGCAUGGAGGCAUCCCUCGGGACGCAACGACCAAGCUGCACGACCUCUCGGACAUCCCGCGACACUUGUAUGACCUGUCCAUGUACCGGACCAAGGGCGACACGAAGGAAAGCCGCAAGCUGCACAAGACGAUGCGCAUUGUCAAGGACAUUCUGUGGAGUGACCCGCACACGGUCAACGGAUGGAAAGAAAACCCCCGCGGCGCAGGAAUCAACUACGGCCAGGAUCACGUGUACAAGUACAUGGUGAAGAAUCGCCUUGAACUGAUCAUCCGAUCCCACGAGUGCGUGCCAAAGGGGUUCGACUGGCCGUUUGGAGCCAAAGGCAUGCUCGUGACGCUGUUUUCAGCGUCCAACUACUGCGGCGUCGCCAACAACAUGGGAUGCUUCAUGCGGAUUCCUCGGACCGGCAAACCAUCGUUCUUCCAGUACAUGGCGACAACGUCGGAGAGUGAUUUGGUGGCCACCAACUUGGAAGGUCUGUUUGACAUUAUCGUGACACACCGCGAGGACCUCCUUCGCCAAUUUCAAGCGGUCGAUUCGUCCAGCACGCAAUGCGUGUCGACGGCACAAUGGGAUGCCGUCAUGCAGCAAACGCUCCAGAUGCACCUCAACUGGGCCAGCAUUCGACCACUUCUUACGUCGACGGAAGCCAACCAGACGAUCAACUACGUCAACUUCCUCAACCGGUACCAAGCUCGUGGCACGUGUGGUGCCGACGAUGCGGCGGCAACGCCGGAAGGACCUGUGGCACCCGACGUGGCCGACCGCCGUGACAUGUUCAACAACAUGUAUCGAUAUCGCAAGCGCCUCCAAGCGCUGUUUCAAGUGUUCGAUCAAGAUGGGAACGGGACGAUCAACCUGGACGAGUUCAAGGCCGGCAUCGACAUCCUCAACAAGCACCUGCCGCCCGGGAUGAAGCCGUUCACACACGCCGAGGACCUCAUGAAAUCGCUCGACUUGGCUCACGACAACGAGAUCAACAUCAACGAGUUCAUGGAGUGCUUCCGCAUCCACGCCAACCUGACGGUCCAAGCCAAGUGGCGCCGCGCACGCACCAAACUCCGCGCGCUGCAAGCCCUCGGGAUGCUCAAGGUCAUCGAAGCGCCGGCGAUCGUGACCGCGUCCGACGUGCAAUUGGAUGUUGACGAGUCCGAAACGAAGCAUCGCGAUGAUGAUGACGACGACGACGAGGAUCUGACGCAUUCAUGUUAACAAGGUGGGAGCACGGCGCGAUCCCACGUCAAGAGUGCCUGGAGGGUGCUCACGAGCGCAGCCUGGGCGUCGCAUGGCCGCGCGUGGAUCUGCCAUCCUUGGACGGAGAUGUGGGCCACGGACGCAUCGGCGCCGACCACCGGUUGGAUUUCGAGUCUAUGCCAUCAUCAUGCCACUCAACAGACGAGCUAACAAAUGCAUGCACUCAUGGAACGCUUCCAGCCUGGAUACGUAGAUGGGCAUGCCACGUACUGAAGGCACUCGUUCAUCCAUGUCUCGCCGUCGCCGAGCGCUUGCUCUGUUACGGGUUGAUCG